AUGACAGAGGCUAGCUGAGCGUUCCUGUGCACGAUCCGGAUUACUGCCAUCGUUUCUGUAGCUUUGUUUACACAGUCGGCUGUGAGAUUUCGUGGUGCUGUUGUGAGACGAAUUGCAGGCAUUGAGUGGUAACUUGAGCUGGUGAUUCGCGGUGUCAUUAGCGACGUUGUUUUCCAAGCACCAAAGGUUCUGUUGCUGAUAUACAUAAGGGCAGAAAUGGUAAGGGGAAGAGCAGUUCAGAAUUUCACUCAUCUGCAGCGUGUACGAGUCUUGUAUAAAACUGUCCUUAAGCUACAUCGUGGCCUGCCUUUGGAAUUGAGGGCUCUAGGUGACCAGUAUGCUCGUGAUGAAUUUCGACGACACAAAGAAGCAACUCCAGAACAAGCUCAGAUAUUCAUGUCAGAGUGGACAAACUAUGCAGUCACUAUAGCUAAGCAAUUAGGAAUACGCGGCACUCACACUGCAAAAGUUAUUGGCGCACCAUUAAAUGAAGGAGAUUUAGCUAAAUUUAGUGAUGUUCAGAUUUAUCAGUUGUUUGAGUUACAUGAGGCAGCAAGAGACCCAGAGACUCUUGAUACUGAAAAUAAAAUAGAUAAAUGAUUGCAGUUUUAUUUAGGAAGUUAGAAAUAAUGUUAAUUUGUUUAGCUCUUAUGUGUAUACAAAAAGUGUGGAUUGAUAAAUUAAUAACUGUCUUCACUUGCUAAUAAAACAAAAGCCAAAUUCUGCUAUUUAUAUUUUUAUUUGUCGAUUAAAUUUAUAAAUAUACUGUACAUAUGCAAAUACAUACAGUCAACCCUUAUAUAACACUGUAGUUGUGUUCCUUGAAGUCAUUGUGUUAUAUAGAAAUACAGUAUUCUAUAUAACAUUUGGAAAUCUAGGGUUAUGUUCCCAGAUGUCACAGCUCAGUGAUCAGUGCAGGGAAGCCCUGGGUUAGAUUCUUGAGCACAACAACAUUUUUGGGCAUGUUUCCUUACUGCAAAUACCAGGGAAGUAAGUACAGGUACCAGGGAAUUUGGGAACUGUUGUGGGUUGCAUCUUGGGAAAGUUUAGUCAUUGGCUUAGGGAGAACGUCGCUUACCCUGAUAAUUGGACGAUGUGAUACCUAUUUCGGUAAUGAGGUUAUAUGUUGAAUUAUUAUUUUUAUUUUAUUAAUCUGCAUAUAGGUAAAUGCAUUUGGUGGGAUUUUGUGUGAAAUAAUUGCAAGAAAAAAUUGCUAUUAAAAGUACAUGAACCUUA
Messenger RNA from Procambarus clarkii (red swamp crayfish), 1236 nucleotides. NCBI's taxonomy places the organism in Eukaryota, Metazoa, Arthropoda, Malacostraca, Decapoda, Cambaridae. The record is from RefSeq and is a predicted model, not a curated record.